AUGCGUCCUUGGGGAGCCAUCACAGGCCUCAUACUACUGUGGACAGAUGCUGUGGUGUCUCACAUACAAAUGAGUGGAGUGGUGGGUCAGCCUGUCACGAUACAGUGCAUUUACUCCAUAGCUGGCGGUGUCACAGCCAUGUGCUGGGGCCGAGGACCAUGUUCUCUCUAUUCAUGCUCAAAUCAACUCAUCAAGACUGAUGGACACCGUGUCGUCUUUCAGAAGAGCAAGCGUUAUCAGCUCAAUGGACCCAUUUCUAAAGGGAAUGUGUCUUUAACCAUAAAGAAUGUGACCCAGGCCGACAGUGGCACGUAUUGUUGCCGUGUGGAGAGCUCAGGGUGGUUUAAAGAUUUGAAAAUCAACAUAUUAUUGGAGAUAAAGCCAGCUCCACCUAAGGUCACCAGUGUUCCAACAUCACAUCAGGUCUCUACCUCUGCUCCUACAACGCCAGCAUCUACGCAGAACCUCAAGACAGCUCCACCUAAGGUCAGCAGUGUUCCAACAUCACAUCGGGUGUCUACCUCUGCUCCUACAACGCCAGCAUCCACACCAAACCUCAAGACAGAUACUACUUCAUCUUCUCCAAUGCAGACAGUAGAAACUCAGCCUAUCACACCACAGGAAACAAAUACAAGCAGCUUACCAGCGAACCCUUGCCUAACAGAUGGGAAUGGCACUGUGGCAGAGCCUUCAGAUGGCGUUUGGGAAUACAAUGAAACUCACAUGUGCCUGGAAGAAAAGGAAUGCAUGACCACCAAUGAGGCAUUCUACAUUGGAAUCUCCAUUCCCAUCGUGCUAUUGCUCGCUAUUUUGGCUGCCAUCAUUACCAAAAAAUAUUUAUGCGCGAGAAGAAAGGUGUUACAAAUACAGAAGUUGUCAUCGAUUGACCCUCGGACUGGAACUUUGCAAAAUCCUGCUGUAGUGCACUACCGAGCACAUGAGAAUAUCUAG
Molecule: messenger RNA, 951 nt
Organism: Rhinolophus ferrumequinum (greater horseshoe bat)
Lineage: Eukaryota; Metazoa; Chordata; Mammalia; Chiroptera; Rhinolophidae
Product: hepatitis A virus cellular receptor 1 homolog
Exons: 9
Coding region: 1-951 (316 amino acids)
Biological process (GO): positive regulation of mast cell activation; phagocytosis, engulfment
Cellular component (GO): cell surface
Molecular function (GO): phosphatidylserine binding; virus receptor activity
Source: RefSeq, a predicted model, not a curated record